AUGGAAGAGUUAAUGAACAGAAUUUCUGGUAAAUCAAUAGAAUAUCCUGGGUGUAUGCAGGACAUUAAGGAAUUAAUAGGGGGGACCAGUAAGGAUAACUAUUAUUACUGUAUAGUGUACAUAUUACUAUUAAAAGAGCAGAUAAUCAACAUACCAGAGACGGAGAGGGACAGGACAGAGUUUGAAGAUGUAUUCAGAAGGUUAAAAGUACAUGCUAAAACCAUAGCAGGGGAAGAGUGGGGCAGUAUGAUAGAUAAUUCUACGUAUACGAUAUAUAAAGAAGAAAAAUCCGAGGAGAACCGGGUUGAGAUACUAAUUAAUUUAGUGAUAGAGACACUUAUAAGAACAAGUACGGCUGAUAUGGAGAGACAAGUUGAUGCGUACUUACAGGAAGAGAUAAAUGAUCCCAGGACAGAAACAAAAACACAAAAGAAUGUAUCACAAGAUGUAAUUGAAGAGAUCUUAUGCAACCUAACAAAAUUAAGUGAUAGGGAUGUAAAGGGACAAGUGGGGAUAGUUACACCACUAUUAUCAGAGGAACACAUUCCGAUUAUACUGAAGUAUUUAAAGAGCCUAUCAAAAGUAAUCCUAUUAUCACUGUACUUGAACAACAAGCCUGUAUACGACGCAUUACAAAAGGAAUUUAUAAGGAAGGAGUCAUCGAAUGAUUUAAUAGCACUGGUUGAUUUCCCAGAGAUAGAUAUAGAUGGAUUAUUAAGUAGACUGUACAAGAGCAGUUCAGUAUUUAAAACCCUGGAUAUAAUCAUUAAGACACGACUGAUUCAUAGGGACAAGAUAGUAAGUACGGUUAUAGAGUACAUUAAGACAGGGUCAAGAACAAAAAGCAUUCAUUUUAUACGGGAGAAUUUAGAAUGUUUCUUAGGCAUAAUACCCGAGAUUGGGCUGGGGUGUGAAGAAGUGCUUUUAUUAGCAGAGAGAAACAAGGUCCUGCUGAAUCAUGCAUUUAAGAUGAUGGCAGAGAUUAAGUCAGAGAUGAAGGAUAAGAAAAGGAAACCAGUAAAUUCACAAAAAAAAGAGAAGCGGUUAAGUAACCUCAUAUCAGCACUCGCAUCAGAAUUAAGUAACGGGACAGAUACAGAAAUAGUUAAUUUCAUAGUCCCAUCACAUGAAAUAGAUGCGGAUAUGCUCAGUAAAGUGUGUAUAGGCUUAUUUAAAGCAAAACAACCUUCUGAUACAGUAAAAGAAGUCCUCUCUGAAUUAGUCACAGAAGAUACCACAACUUCAUUCGUAUUUACAGUUAUGCCGUACUUAAAGGACGUACAGAAGUAUAAAUUAAUGGGGAAGUAUUUAGUAGAUGACGUAUCACUAAGCUUAUUCACAAGGAUAAUCAAGAAGCCAGAGGAUAUAUUCAUAUACGCACACACAUUAGACACAGACACAGGAAACAGGAUUAUUCAACUGUGCUUUACAAAACCAGAAAUAUUCACCGAUAGGAUACUUUCAGUGGCAAUUGAAGAGAUGUCUAAAAUGGAAGUAUUACCCAUUCUGUUUAUGGAAACCGUUAGAAAUUCACUUAAAUUAUUCUCCAAUAUGAAGCCAUUCUUGGUGAAUUUAAUAAAAAGAGAGUGGAGCAGAUUAUUCAGAAAUAAUCAAAAUGAGUUAAUUAUUCUAUUGGAGAGUAUUGGCAUGCCAGCAACAGAAAUAUUAUUAUCAAUAGAUGAAGACCACUUUAUGAUAAUCCUUAAUGAAUCACACACACUAAAAAAAAGAAUGACUGAGUACCUGAUAAAACAACCGAUGUAUAUACAGAAUAAGUAUAAGACACUCUUAAAUAGAAAAUAAUCAAGAGAGUACAAGAAGGCAAGAAGACAAGUGUAUACAGCCUAUUAGUAUAUACACGUAUACAUAUACAGCCUAUUAGUACUUAUCAGUGUAUACCAGUACGUAUAGAUAUAUCAUUAGUCUAUUAGUAUACAGCCUAUUAGUACUUAUCAGUGUAUACAGUAUACCAGUACGUACAGUCUAUUAGUCUAUUAGUAUAUAAGUACGCACAGCAUACCAGUAUGUACAGCCUAUUAGUAUAUCAGUACAUAUAACCCAUUAGUCUAUUAGUAUACAGCCUAUUAGUCUAUUAGUCUAUUAGUAUACAUAUACAUAUCAUUAGU
This is a messenger RNA of Nematocida parisii ERTm1, 2126 nucleotides long. RefSeq lists its product as uncharacterized. Lineage: Eukaryota; Fungi; Microsporidia. The record is from RefSeq and is a predicted model, not a curated record. Bases 1 to 1803 code for a protein of 600 amino acids. The transcript has a single exon.